AUGAUCGGGAUGGGUCAGAAAGACAGCUACGUCGGUGACGAGGCCCAGUCCAAGAGAGGUAUCCUAACUCUCAAGUAUCCCAUUGAACACGGCAUCGUCACUAACUGGGACGACAUGGAGAAGAUCUGGCACCACACUUUCUACAAUGAGCUGAGAGUUGCACCUGAAGAGCACCCAGUCUUGCUGACAGAAGCUCCGCUGAACCCCAAAGCCAACAGGGAAAAGAUGACCCAGAUUAUGUUUGAGACCUUCAACACACCAGCCAUGUAUGUGCACAUUCAAGCCGUACUAUCCUUGUACGCUUCAGGUCGUACAACUGGCAUUGUACUUGAUUCCGGUGACGGGGUCACCCAUACAGUUCCAAUUUUCGAAGGCUACGCCCUCCCUCAUGCCAUCAUGAGACUGGAUCUGGCCGGACGGGAUCUUACAGAUUACCUGAUGAAGAUCUUUACAGAAAGAGGAUACUCGUUCACAACCACUGCGGAGAGAGAGAUCGUGCGUGAUAUCAAAGAGAAACUUUGCUACGUUGCCUUAGACUAUGACCAAGAAAUGCAGACAGCCGCUAACUCGUCAACUCUAGAGAAAGGAUACGAGCUACCAGACGGAAACGUCAUCACCAUUGGCAACGAAAGGUUCAGAUGUCCUGAAGCAAUCUUUCAGCCAUCUUUCUUAGGUAUGGAAAUUUCAGGCAUCCAUGAAACGACAUAUAACUCUAUCAUGAAAUGUGAUAUGGAUAUCCGCAAGGAUCUGUACGCCAACACUGUCUUGUCUGGAGGGUCAACCAUGUUCCCGGGCAUCGCUGAUCGAAUGCAGAAGGAGAUAACGGCACUUGCUCCAUCUACAAUGAAAAUCAAGAUAAUUGCUCCCCCUGAAAGGAAAUACUCUGUAUGGAUUGGAGGAUCAAUCCUUGCUUCUCUGUCUACUUUCCAACAAAUGUGGAUCUCUAAGCAAGAAUACGACGAGUCUGGUCCAUCCAUAGUUCACAGAAAAUGUUUCUAA
Messenger RNA from Candidula unifasciata, 999 nucleotides. The record is from the annotation of a GenBank genome assembly. Lineage: Eukaryota; Metazoa; Mollusca; Gastropoda; Stylommatophora; Geomitridae.